AUGGUAGUUGCUCUUUUAUUGGAACCAGAAGAAAUUAAACAAGGUGAAAAAACAACAAAUUCUAUUCUCGAUCAAAUUUUCGAUUUGACAAUUGCAGCAUCCAAAACAGCCACAUUAAGAACGGACAACUUUCACAUAUCAGAAUACUUGGUGGUACUAACAAAAUUAUUUGUUAAUGAUGACGUUGUUGAUUACAUUUUAAAACAUGCACAAGUGAAAAACUUUAUUCAGUCUCAAUCACGAGUGCAAUUCUUUUGUAAUCUUUUAGUAAGUGUCACGGCAUACGAUCAGAGUGAUGUACUCUUACGUUUAACAUGCAUUACGUUGUUCAAUAUUUUGUGGAGUACUUCGUUUAAUGAUAAAUAUAAAACAGAACUGAAGGAGAAUGAAAGGUUCGUCAAUUUAGUCAAAUCGACAGCGGACAAAGAGGACACUUUAGUAGAAAAUGACUUUCAGAAACAUUUGUCGAGUAUCAAAAAAGCGGCUGACGGUAUAUUAUUCAAUCUAAGUCUCGAAAAUAUCACAAAAACAGUAAAGUCAAACGUUACCGCGAAUACUACAUUCUUUAUGAUCAGUUAUUCUCAUGCUGAUACAGCAUUUUGCAAACAGUUAACCAAUGCACUGCAGCAGACAUCAAUGCACAAUAGUUUUUGGGUGGAUUUUUUAAAUAUAAAAAAUAGGCAUGGAAAUGAAGAAGCACAUACAGAUGAUUUGUGGGAAGAAAUUGCGGAGGCCAUUGAAAAAGCAAGUGCCAUCAUUUUACUUGUAUCCAAAAAUUAUUAUGAUAGUAAAUCGUGUCGCCAAGAGCUCGCAUAUGCCAAAGAUAUGCAGAAAAAACGUAUAAUACCGAUUUUUGUACAGAAAGACUACAAGCCAACAGGUUGGUUGGGUAUCAGGGUCGCUGGUUUAGCCUACAUCGAUUUCAAUAAGAAGCUAUUCAACGACGCACUUAAGGAACUAUACGAUUCUCUGAGCAUAAAAUCUCAAGAGUUAUCAUCCUCGAACGAUGAGGGCAAAGAUCACAAGGCCACUGAAACAGCACAAAAGCAGCUGUUCAGUUCCACAGCACUAGACAAGCCGACAGCUCAAUGGUCUUCAGAUGCUGUGAAUUUCUGGUUUGAGGAAAACCGAAUUGAUUUACAGCUGAGAGCAUUAUUAGAUUUUCAAAACGGUGAGGAACUGCUCGUUUAUGCUGAGGAAUUAAAAUCAAAUUUCGAUAGAGAACAACGCGACACUCGAGCUCGAUUUGAAAAACAGUAUGGCGUACCACUGAAUACUGUUCAAUUCAUCCGAUUUAAACAGGCAUUAUAUCGUCUACAUGGUGAACAGCAUCCGGCAGAACAAAAAAUCGAGGCUUCAAAUCCUCCCGUAUCAUUCAUUUGCUCUAUCAUGUGA
This is a messenger RNA of Didymodactylos carnosus, 1395 nucleotides long. The record is from the annotation of a GenBank genome assembly. Lineage: Eukaryota; Metazoa; Rotifera; Eurotatoria; Philodinida; Philodinidae.